AUGGGAACGUACACGAAGUUCGGCACGCUCGAUGGCCCAAGUAUUUCUGUCAUGCUCGUAGCGGCGCCAUUCGCUCUGCAGAAAGUGCAAUACGCCCGAGAGAUUGUAUUCGGAUCGAAAGGACACGUACGUGUCCGUAAGGCGUGGAGUACGGUCGAGCGUCCACCGACAACGCCUCAACCCGGUCUGGUCGGUGGCCCAUCAGAUGUAGAAGAGGUCGAGCUCGAAGUGGCCCCGACUCAGUCCGGAGACGCAGAUGCAGCAGCGGCUCCUAGUGACGAGCUACCCAGCAUCCCGCGCCGUGAAGUGGAUGCAGAGACACUUGCAUCGGAGCCUGUUCCAAAGAAGCGUGCAGUGGUUCCCUCCGAAGAUGAAGAGGCUGUGGUGCCUGAUGCCGCUGACGAUAAUGACGAUGAUGCACCACGACUUAGUGGCAAGGAACUGAUCCGCGCACAGGUCGACGCCCGCAUUGAUGCAGCACUCAAGACGGGUAAGCGCCGGACGAGUAGGCGUCGCACUCAAGGAGAAGACGAUCUCGACCUGAUGGCAGAUGAGGAGGUGUCAGCCCUGCGCACUGAGAUGAUUGUCGCGGCCGACGAGGACGAGGAGGCCAACCGCUACAAGCAGCCCGCUACGUCAAAGUUACGCUUGCUUCCACGUGUAGCAAUCAUGGAUAACAACCUUUUGGAGGGAGUAAAGCGCUGGCUUGAGCCAUUGCCGGAUCGCAGCUUGCCAGCCCUCAACAUCCAGAAGGAGUUGUUUGGUGUUUUGGAGAGCAUGUCGAUCGAUACGAUCAGUCUUAAAAUGAGUGGUUUGGGUCGUGUCGUCGUGUUCUACAGCUUAUGCAAACGCGUAGAGCCACCGAUUCGGCGCAUUGCCGAGCAGCUAAUCGAGACUUGGACUCGUCCUAUUUUGAAGCGCUCGGCGUCGUACCGUGACAGACAUGUGGCGCAAGCGGAUUGGCACCAAAACUCGCCUCAGAACCAGUCUAGUCAUCUGACGGAGGCGGCUUUUGCUACAGACAAGACGCGCCGUCAUGUCGGUAUCCCACCGUCGGUCACGACGGGCUUUCAGGUGGCGCCCAAGAAUCGAGUGGCUGGCAGCUCUAAUGAUCAUGAUCACCAGACACGAUUGGCAAAUCACCAGCGGUACGCACAAGAGAGACUGACGUACAGCUUAAACCGGUUCAAGUCGCGGCUCAGGGACGCCAAUGCACGUCGCUAA
Malassezia sympodialis ATCC 42132 is the source of this 1224-nucleotide messenger RNA. RefSeq lists its product as uncharacterized. The transcript is spliced from 4 exons. Bases 1 to 1224 code for a protein of 407 amino acids. Gene Ontology annotation, cellular component: nucleus. The record is from RefSeq and is a predicted model, not a curated record. Gene Ontology annotation, biological process: poly(A)+ mRNA export from nucleus. Lineage: Eukaryota; Fungi; Basidiomycota; Malasseziomycetes; Malasseziales; Malasseziaceae.